AUGAGCGGAGAGUUGGAAAAGUGGAUAGCGCUUGGGAGAUCACUAGGAGUGCGCGACGACGAGCUGAGGGAAUGGGUCGAGGAGCAGAGAGCAAUGGAGAGACAGACGAGGGCAGAGGAGCGGGCUGCGCGAGCAGCAGAGAGGCAGUUGGACGAACGAGUACUGCUAGCUGAGGAGCGUGUACUCGCGUUGCGUGUCCAGGCCGCGAAUCAGGCCACGGCAGCCGUUGGCCCUGACUCGAGCAGCACAGCUAGUGAGAGGUUUCGACCGGGUUCGCACAAAGUGAUGCCUGUCUUCGAUGAAAAGAGGGAUGACUUAGACGCAUAUUUACAUAGGUUUGAGAUAGUGGCAGAAGGACUGCGUUGGCCCAAGGAGCAGUGGGCAACAGCCUUAAGUUUAUCUCUGGCGGGAGAAGCGCUGGCGGUGUUUGGACGGCUGUCGCCACAAGAGUCUAACGAUUACGAGAAGGUCCGAGAUGCCCUGUUAGAGACAUUUCGAUAUACCGCAGAAGGGUUUCGGGAAAAGUUCAGGUCAUCGACGCCCGAUAAGAAAGAGACAGCCAAACAGUUUGGGGCACGCCUCACGCACUUCUUCGAUAAGUGGGUGGAGACAUCUGAAACGCCUAAGGAGUUCACGUCGCUGCGUGAUUUAAUGUUACGGGAGCAGUUCCUUUUGAAGUGUCUUCCGGCUUUGGUCGUAUUUUUGAAAGAGGGCGAAUGUAAGUCACUUGAAGAGACCUGUAAACGGGCUGAUAAAUAUUUGGAAGCCCAGGGCUUGAGGACGUUGGGAAAGGCAGAGUCGGAACAGACGUUACCUACGAAGGGUUUACCGAAGAGGGCCACCGGUCCAGGUUGCAUGUUAUGUGGAAAGAUGGGUCACAGAGCUUCGGAUUGUAGUGCCGGCUUAGUAAAGCCGAAGCAGAGUACCUGUUGGACAUGUGGAGAAGUAGGUCAUCGGUCUCACAGUUGCCCUAAGAACGGGCGAGAUUCUGACAGAUCAGGGAAAGCCGCAUGUAUGGUCUCUCCUGGUCGGUACGUGAGUGCAGCGCCCAACUACAUCGAUUAUGAGGACGCAGAACGUGAAGGAUCUCCGCGCGCAUUACCGAGUAAGAUCGGGCUUCUCCGACCAGUUGAUGGAUCGGUAGAGAGACAGGACGUCGUAGUCCUGAGGGAUACCGGCAGUAAUCUAAUUUUGGUCAGGCGGAGCUUGGUGCCGAAUAGUCAGAUGACGGGCCACAGUUGUUCAGUUUACUUAGCGGACAACACGUGCCGGACGUGGCCGGAAGCUGAAAUCUGUGUUAGCAGCCCAUAUCUGACAGGCAAGGUUUUGGCUCAUUGUGUAGAGGAACCCAUAUUUGAUCUCAUUAUCGGGAACGUCCCUGGACUUGUAGACAUACACGAGCAGCUACUUCAGUCUGCUGGACAGGCGAAUGAGGCGGCGACCGUAGGCCGCAGGGAGGGAAGGCUGUUACUGGAGGGAUCCGGAAACUCUGCAGCCGUGACAAGGGCCCAGGCGCGGCAAUCGCACCGUAACCUUCCUCCCCUAAGAGUUUCAAAUGGGUUGCCUGAGAACAUAACCGUCCAACAGUUAGCAGACAUGCAGGUCUCCGAUCACAGUUUGGCAAAGUGUUUUAACGAUGUUGGGAAGAAGCUGCGCAAGUCGAGGUGUACCACAGAAUACUUGUUUGAGAUAAAAGAGAGGCUGUUAUACCGGCUAUGUCGCUUAAGCAGCGGACGUGAGAUUGAGCAGUUAGUGGUGCCGUUGGGGUUGCGUACCACAGUGUUACGGGAGGCGCACGACACAUUGAUGGCUGGGCAUCAGGGACAAAAGCGCACGGCAGACAGAAUUCUUGCUGAAUUCUUCUGGCCGGGGGUGCAAGGGGAUGUCCAGAGAUAUGUUCGUUCGUGUGAUGUUUGUCAGCGGACCGUCCCCAAGGGCAGCGUACGUAAGACUGUCUUGGGGAGCGUGCCAAUGAUUUCCACUCCGUUCCAGAGGGUGGCUGUGGAUAUAGUAGGACCCAUAUCACCCCCUACUCAGCAAGGGAACCGCUACAUUUUGACUUUAGUCGAUUUCGCUACCAGAUAUCCGGAGGCGGUUGCGCUAAGGAACAUUGAGACAGUUACGGUCGCUGAAGCGCUCGUAGACAUGUUUUCCAGGCUUGGUGUACCACGGGAGAUACCCAGUGAUCGGGGAGCGCAGUUUACCUCAGACCUCAUGAAGGAGGUGGCACGGUUGCUGUCUCUCAGACAACUGCACACGACCCCUUACCACCCUAUGGCGAAUGGGAUGGUUGAGAAGUUCAAUGGCACUUUAAAGCAGAUGUUGAGGCGGAUGUCUCAAGAACAACCCAGACAUUGGGACCGCUAUAUUGCUCCACUUUUAUUCGCUUACCGGGAAGUCCCCCAGGCUAGCCUGGGCUUCUCACCAUUUGAACUGUUAUAUGGGAGGACGGUACGCGGUCCUCUGACGAUUCUAAAGGAGUUGUGGACGGGACAUGCCUCUGAGGAGGCAAUCCCUAUAUACCAAUACGUAUUAGAUCUGCGUAGUAGGUUGGAAGCGACAUGCAAGUUGGCAAAAGAGGAGCUGAGCAAAGCUAAGGCAAAGCAGGCAGGGUAUUACAAUCGUAAGGCUCGACCUCGAGAGUUACACGUGGGUCAGCCUGUGCUGGUAUUGUUGCCCACAGAACAUAACAAGCUGACUAUGCAGUGGAAGGGUCCGUACCAAGUGGUGAAACGACGCAAUGAUUGUGACUAUGAGAUUCAGGUCGGCGCAAACACCAAAGUGUUUCACAUCAAUAUCUUGAAACAAUAUGUUAUUCGGGAUGGGGCUCACUGUGCAGCAGUGGCUGUGGAAAACACACAGGAGGAGGAGGAGAAUGUAGACAUCUCCACGAUGAGUCUGACGCAAGAGCAGACGUUCCGUGACGUAAAGAUAUCGGCCGACAUUACUAGGCAACAAACUGCAGGGUUGCAUGCAUUGAUUGAGGAGUACCAUGACGUAUUCUCGGACCUACCAGGACGCACAGAUGUCCUGGAGUGUCAUCUGAGAGUAACAACAGAUGACCCCAUCCAGGUCACACAAUAUCAGAUUCCGCAUGCCUUACAGCAAACGAUUGAGGAUGAGGUGCAGAUGAUGUUGAGGCUAGGGGUGAUAGAAAAAUCGAGUUCCGCAUACCGAGCACCUUUGGUGAUAGUCAAGAAACCAGAUGGGUCAAACCGGUUGUGUGUAGAUUUUCGAAAAUUGAAUGAUGUGUUAAUCUUUGAUGCAGAGCCAAUGGCACGACUCGAUGAGAUGUUGGCACAAGUUGGGAAUAGAAAGUAUUUCUCAAAGCUGGAUUUGUCCAGAGGAUAUUGGCAAAUUCCGAUGGCAGAAUCGUCUAAGGAGAAAACUGCUUUCGCUUCACGUAGUGGGCUGUAUCACUUUCGGUACAUGCCGUUCGGGCUGAAAACUGCAGCCGCGGUGUUCACCAAGUUGAUGAGGGAAGUGCUCGGGGAUCUGCCCCAUGUAGUGCACUACAUUGAUGAUGUCUUGGUGGCCACUGAGUCUUGGGAGGAACACUUAACAACGUUGAAGGAGAUAUUUCGAAGGGUAAGGGCAGCCCAUCUCACACUGAAACCAAAGAAGUGCGAGUUUGCGAAUAAGUCGGUGGUGUACUUGGGCCACACGGUUGGCCAGAGCUGUAUUACGCCCAACCCGGACACUUUGGAAAAGCUUCUGGGGGGCAACGCCCACGGACGAAAAAGCAAGUGA
This is a messenger RNA of Ornithodoros turicata, 3750 nucleotides long. RefSeq lists its product as uncharacterized. The transcript has a single exon. The record is from RefSeq and is a predicted model, not a curated record. Gene Ontology annotation, biological process: DNA integration. The coding region runs from base 1 to 3750 and encodes 1249 amino acids. Lineage: Eukaryota; Metazoa; Arthropoda; Arachnida; Ixodida; Argasidae. Gene Ontology annotation, molecular function: zinc ion binding; nucleic acid binding.